Molecule: messenger RNA, 1844 nt
Organism: Coniophora puteana RWD-64-598 SS2
Lineage: Eukaryota; Fungi; Basidiomycota; Agaricomycetes; Boletales; Coniophoraceae
Exons: 1
Coding region: 1-1668 (555 amino acids)
Source: RefSeq, a predicted model, not a curated record
AUGUCCUCCCCGGGAGAGACAGACCCAAACUUGCAGAACGGAAGCCCACCCAUCCUAAGUCUACCCAACGAGCUUUUUUCAGACAUUUUCGUUCAGUGCAUUGGACCCGUCAUCCCGCUCUAUACUGGUCCAGACGUGUGGCCUUUACUCACGCAUCGCAAACCGAGCUGGCGCAUAAACGACAUAUCUGAAUCGCCCGACUUCAUUACGCCCCGUCUGCAGAAGUGGGUUAGCCUCAUGCUCGUUUGUCGGCGCUGGUACCGCAUUCUGAUCCAGACACGUGUAAUAUGGAGGUCUCCGGUGUUCGAUCAGGAGCAUCUUGCCCUGAUGAUGAUAUCGCAUUCGAACGAGGUUCCACUCCUUGUUCGCAACGACCUACGCAAAGAACAGCCCUGGUUCAACGAGUUCUUGGGUCCUCAACAAGGGCUUUCUCGCUGUAGAGAGCUGAUUCUUAACAUCUCCCUCGAUAAAGAACUGGAAUUACGCAAUCUCGCUGCAUGCUUAUCUACUUCUGCACCUCAGUUGGAGGUAUUGAGCUUGCGCGCCGCCUAUGGUUCCAGGCACCCCAAUGCUACACGCCUUCCGGAAGCGCUUCUGCAAGGUGCAACCGAGCUGAGAACGUUAGCUCUUGCAAACUACAGUAUACAGACCUUUCACCACCUACCUUUUCGCAACCUUGCGGUGCUGGUGCUCUACGAAGAGGGUGGACUGCGCUGUACAAUCUCUGAGGUUGCAACGCUGUUGAGGCAGACACCGCGCCUUCGAACACUGGUUCUGUGGAGCUUUGACCGAAGGCACAGCACAGGCGCGCCCCUGACUCUUCCUUCAAGCUCUAUUGUAACCCUACCUGCCUUGUCUAAAGCGUCCAUCUCCGGUGAUCUAACCCAAGUCGUGAACAUGUUGUGGCAUCUCUCCUUUCCUUCCAGCGCCACUCUCGAACUGUAUGCUCCCUGUCCACAAUCCAGCGAUAGCAUCUCGCAACUACAAUCCUUACUUCGGAGACAUUACGAUGGGACAAAGCUACUUCAGACAACCAACACAGGAAUCGAGACUGCGGAGGCACGUUGCGUAGAUUCUGAGCUACUAAGUGCCUCGGUGGACUGGACCAUCGAUACUCUGACCGUUAGAGGCUUCGCAACAUCUGAUAUGCAUUUAGAUGCAAGGGACGAUCCGGAUCCUCUCAUCUCUGUAACACUUGAAGAAGCCCCAUUAAUACCCUUAAACCUCAUUCCGGACGUUCUUCGCACAUUAGAUGCCAAGACACUGACUACACUCCACAUGGCCGAAUGGCCGCCUGCGCCUUUCUUUGCGACAGAGGAUUUCGGAACAAGGCUUUGGUCGGCCGUACCCAACGUACAGCACCUUGGUAUCAAACUCCCCUAUGAAUCGGACGACCUCAUUCGUUCCCUCACUUCCGAUCCAACGAUGACGCCAUCGUGCCGACUUCCUUUGCUCAAGGAAUGGCAUAUACGCGGCACCUCGUACGGUGGUUUAUCUCGCCCACAUUUGCGUGUGACGCUACGUGACUGCCUGCGAUCGCGAGCGUACAGCGGCUUUCGACUACGUCUUCUACGAUUCGACAAAUGCGGGAAAUCGGUGGGCCGAUAUGCCGAGGAGAUAAUCCAAGACGACUCUGUUGAUGAAGUGACUUGGGAGACGUCUGCUUAAGGGGCAUGGCCUGGCGGGGGGAAACUGUGGCCGGUGGUUGACAUGAAGAUGCAGGUUAGACGAGGGAGGCUGCGUAUAGUAUCAGAAAAUAUGUAGAGCAUUGUACGCCGCGUCUUCAUGAUGGUCGCAUCCCAACUCUUUGUACGCAUACCUCGGAUUGAGCAAAUUAUCAGCAG